This is a messenger RNA of Phalaenopsis equestris, 469 nucleotides long. Its product is annotated as cyanogenic beta-glucosidase-like. Gene Ontology annotation, molecular function: beta-glucosidase activity. The annotation marks the transcript as partial. Gene Ontology annotation, biological process: carbohydrate metabolic process. The transcript is spliced from 4 exons. Lineage: Eukaryota; Viridiplantae; Streptophyta; Magnoliopsida; Asparagales; Orchidaceae. The record is from RefSeq and is a predicted model, not a curated record.
AUGGUUUUAACGCUGGGAAGUACUACUGGUGUUCUUCCUCUUCAGUCUCUUGGCUUUAGAAGCAAGAUAUUUUCUAGUGAUAUAUGGAGAAGUAAGGCAGUUGUUCUUCCUAGAGUUAAAGGGAGUAGAAAGCUUGUGGUUUGGUCGAAGCAGGAAGAAAAUGGCGGAAAUCAAUCUCCUAAAGAUGAUUUGAAGAUAUCAUCUAGGCUUGGUAGAAUCAGUUUUCCUUCUCGUUUUCUCUUCGGUGCUGCUACCGCUGCUUUCCAGGUGGAAGGAUCAGCGUUUGGAGGGAGGGGAGAGUGUAUAUGGACAAAUUUCUGCAGAAAAUAUCCAGAAAAAAUGGCAGAUGGGAGUAAUGGAGACAUUGCAUGUGACUCAUACCACCGUUACAAGGAGGACGUGGAACUCUUGGCUGAUCUCAGCUUGGAUGCGUAUAGAUUCUCCAUUUCAUGGCCAAGAAUUUUGCCAC